AUGCGUUCUAUCUCUGUUUCGGCUGCCAUUAUCACAGGGCUAGCUCUUGCGACUAAUGCAAGCCCAAUUGUGGACGGCAACUUGAAGUCUGGCGUUGAGACCACAGGAGAUGCUACCAAUGCUCCUCACUACUGGUACGGCACCGAGGAGCAGAAGCGGGAUGUUGACGCUCCCCACUACUGGUACGGCAACGAGCAGCAGAAGCGUGAUGUUGACGCCCCUCACUACUGGUACGGCAACGAGCAGCAGAAGCGGGAUGUUGACGCUCCCCACUACUGGUAUAGUAACGAGCAGCAGAAGCGUGAUGUUGACGCCCCUCACUACUGGUACGGCAACGAAGAGAAUUCCUCUUGA
Messenger RNA from Penicillium angulare, 354 nucleotides. RefSeq lists its product as uncharacterized. The record is from RefSeq and is a predicted model, not a curated record. NCBI's taxonomy places the organism in Eukaryota, Fungi, Ascomycota, Eurotiomycetes, Eurotiales, Aspergillaceae. The transcript has a single exon. The coding region runs from base 1 to 354 and encodes 117 amino acids.